CUCUCUCUCUCAUAAAUUGGGAAAAUAUAAACAAGAAACAAAAGGAUAUGGGAAGGUCUCCUUGUUGUGAAAAAGCACACACAAACAAAGGUGCAUGGACCAAAGAAGAAGAUGAUCGUCUUAUUGCAUAUAUCAGAGCUCACGGCGAAGGCUGCUGGCGUUCCCUCCCUAAGGCCGCCGGACUCCUACGCUGUGGCAAAAGCUGCCGUCUCCGGUGGAUCAAUUAUCUCCGACCUGAUCUCAAACGUGGUAACUUCACUGAAGAAGAAGAUGAACUCAUCAUCAAACUCCAUAGCCUCCUUGGCAACAAGUGGUCUUUGAUCGCCGGAAGAUUGCCGGGGAGGACGGAUAAUGAGAUAAAGAAUUACUGGAAUACGCAUAUCAGAAGGAAGCUUUUUAACCGGGGAAUUGAUCCGGCGACUCACCGGCCAAUAACCGAUGCCAACAAUCAUUACUCUAAUAAUAACAUUACCACCGUCUCCGCCGCCAACCAUAAUCGUAAUUCUUCGCCGGAGGUCACCACCACAACCACCAUAUCCUUUGCAACUACUACACCCGCGGUUCCCACCACCACCCAUCAUCUUGUUAAGAACGAAGAAGUAGAAGAAGAUGUGAAAAUCCCUAGUGAUUCACCCGAUCGCCGGAAAAUCAAGAACACCUCGCCGGAAAAUCAAGAAAAGUGCCCAGAUUUGAAUCUAGAGUUAAGAAUCGGCCAACCCAAUUAUCAACAUCAAAAUAAUACCAUUCCAUCAUCUUCAUACAUACAACAACAAUUCCAGUCCGUCGAGUAUCAUCAUCAUCAACCAUUGAUGACCGGCGGGAGAAAUUCCGGUGGUGGAAACAUAUGUUUUGCAUGCAGUUUGGGUAUACCGAACAGCAAGGAAUGCAGUUGUACGAAUGGUACAAGUGGUAACAGCACUGGUUAUGAUUUCUUAGGCUUGAAAAAUGGUGCUUUGGACUACAGAGGCUUGGAGAUGAAAUAAUUCCUUAAUUGGGCAUCUUUUUUUUAAUUCAAAAUAUUUUGUAUUUUUUUUUUUCCAAAGAAUAUAUAUUUUAGCAAUUUUCCUUUUUUGUACAAUUAUAAUAUAAUGCUAAAAUUAGUUCAUAGAAAAGUAAAUAGUGGUUUUUCUCAUUCAUAUAUAUACAAUUUGUAACAUCAAUUCUCUAUAAUUACUAU
Messenger RNA from Cynara cardunculus var. scolymus (artichoke), 1177 nucleotides. Its product is annotated as myb-related protein 308-like. Bases 48 to 983 code for a protein of 311 amino acids. The record is from RefSeq and is a predicted model, not a curated record. The transcript is spliced from 2 exons. Lineage: Eukaryota; Viridiplantae; Streptophyta; Magnoliopsida; Asterales; Asteraceae.